Cuculus canorus (common cuckoo) is the source of this 5620-nucleotide messenger RNA. RefSeq names its product solute carrier family 12 member 8 (gene SLC12A8). Bases 2125 to 4389 code for a protein of 754 amino acids. Gene Ontology annotation, cellular component: membrane. NCBI's taxonomy places the organism in Eukaryota, Metazoa, Chordata, Aves, Cuculiformes, Cuculidae. The record is from RefSeq and is a predicted model, not a curated record. Gene Ontology annotation, molecular function: potassium:chloride symporter activity. The transcript has 16 exons. Gene Ontology annotation, biological process: chloride ion homeostasis; potassium ion import across plasma membrane; chloride transmembrane transport.
UUCAUGGUAGCAGAGAAAGGGCAGUCGUGGGAUUUGCUCUAGUGUCUUCCCCAGGGGACGGCAGCGCCAGCAGAGGUGGCCGUACACAACCGCGGGGCAGAAGCGGAUUCAAUCGGCACAGACACUUCUACAGGGACUUGCCUGAACCUGGCCUUAGGAAGGCUGCCCUGCUGUCCCUUUGAUUGAUGUGAGGCCAUAGGCAUUGCUGGCUUGGGGUGCCUUUAUCUACUUCGGAGUAUGAAGUGAAUAGAGUGAUGAUUUUGUUUUGCUAUUGCUCUGUUUGUGCAACUUCUGGUAUUGUUCUUAAAAUAGCCUACCAAGAACUUAAUGUUAACACCCAGACAGCGUGGUAACUGCUUUUAAUGGUUUCGUGAUCGAUAGUUAUAAAUCAUGGGUGCACUCUAAUAUGGCUGAGUAAGUAGGGUCUGUGUCCUCAGCCACCCUGCUUGUCUUUUCGUAUGCUUCCUUGCAUUAGUUAUACUGAUUUUUAUUUGUUUUAAUUAUGUGUUGGAAAUAAGAAAUCAAAACUGGUAGUUUCUGCUUAUUGAGUGUCAUGAUUAGAAUUGUCAAAUAGUAAUGUGAUAGUGGAAAGAAGACAUUUUUCAAUAUUUUGAUGUUAAAAAGAAUUGCCAGAACCUACAUUUUCUAUUGAAUGAAAAAAACAAUCCAUUAAAUUAUCUUCACUUUUUGUUAGGAGAAGGAAACAGCGUUCUGUUAAAAUGAUUGGUUAUUUGUUAAUUUAGAGUGCUGAAAAAUAUCGCCCUCUCUCUCUCUGAAAUUAAUUAUUUUCUUACACUGCACAGGAGGAACUGUUUUGUAGCUCCAGAAUAGGCAGCAGCUUAUGAAAGUAGACAGAUUUGGAGGUGGGUUGCUUUAGGGAGGUAGUCUGGAAGAACGUCUGAUGUUGCUUAUCUUCUGUAUUACACUUGGCAAAUCAACAGAAGAUAGUUUCCUAUCGAAUAUUGUUUGUUCUUUUGUCUGCUUUAGUUGUUGAAACACGGAGUUUAUGAAGUGAGCUUUCCACUGGAAGACAGGAGUAAAAUGGAGCCCCUAUGUGUUCUUUCAGCAGCGGCCCUGCUUGCUCAGGCUGAACAACCCCAGCUCUCUCAGCCCGUCCUCGUAUGGGAGGUGCUCCAGACCUCCAAUCAUCUUCGUGGCCUCCUCUGGACUCGCUCCAACAGGUCCAUGUCCUUCCUCUGCUGAGGACUCCAGAACUGAAUGCAGCACUCCAGGUGAGGUCUCACAAGAGUGGAGCAGAAGGGCAGAAUCCCCUCCCUCACCCUUCUGCUCACACUUCUUUAGAUGCAGCCCAGGAUGUGGUUGGCUUUCUGGGCUGCAAACGCACGUUGCUGGCUCACGUCCUGUACGGAUAUUUUAUUGGAAAUUAAAAUGGCCCUGGCAGAGCAGUGUAAUCCAGUGGGAUGUCCCUGCCCGUGGCAGGGGGGUUGGAACUGGAUGAUUUUUAAGGUCCCUUCCAACCCAAACUAUUCUAUGGUUCUAAGAUUCUAACUCAUUUUGGCUUACUUCAUUUUUGGAAGUAAAUUACAUUGGUGAAUGCUAUUCAGGCUCUAAGGAAGGGUUGCUUGGCUUUGGAUUUGAUCCUGUUUGCAUUGAGAUGAUCCAAAAUCGGUGCCUUUAAUUGGGAUGGAGCUCUGCAGGGUCACAGGGUUUCUUGGCCGCACUCCACAGGGAAGUGAGUCCGUAUUGAAACCAGGUUGCAACCGCUUCUUUGUGGAAUCGGAGUCCCGUGCCCGGUGGUUGGCAGCUUUCCCUCCCGCUGAAGCCGAGCAGCGAUGAAGUUUAUUCUUUUUCUUUUGGUCAGGCUCCUGAGGAUUUGGGAUUUAGUAGAAGUCUGCUCCUAAAGCCUAAUUAGUUCGGUUUCAGGCUCAGAGAUGCGCCUGCUGCUGCCGCUUGCUUUGGCGCAGCAGCUCCUCAGCCCCUCCUGGACGGAAUACGCGACGUAAUCCUCGUAUCUGCAGUAAAAUCAUGAAUCUUCUACAACAGAGGAUCCAGCACUGCAGGGAUUUGGCUGUGGAGAAUAGCUGACCUUCUGCUUGGAUCAGUCUUGCCUGUUGUACUGUUACAGUUGUGCAUUGGACAGGUGGAGGCAAGGUGAAGGACACGAUGUUCAGCCUGAAUUGUGCAAGAAGUGAGGGAUAUGUCCAAGAGCUGUUCCAUGAGGAAGCACAGCAGGUAUCUCAAACGCAGACCAAGCCCUGGUGGAAGAUCCAGCUGUUUGUGUGGGAGCCAGUGCUUUUUGGAACAUGGGAUGGUGUUUUCACUUCCUGCAUGAUCAACAUUUUUGGAGUGGUUCUUUUUCUGAGGACGGGAUGGCUUGUGGGAAACACUGGCAUUGUAAUGGGCAUGUUUCUGGUGUCCUUUGUCAUCUUGGUCGCCCUGGUGACUGUCUUAUCUGGAAUUGGAGUGUGUGAGAAGUGCAGCAUCGGAAGUGGAGGAGUCUACUCUAUGAUUUCUACUGUCCUUGGAGGCCGAGUAGGGGGUACCAUUGGCCUCCUUUAUAUUUUUGGGCAGUGCGUUGCAGGUGCCAUGUAUAUCACCGGCUUCGCAGAGUCCAUUGCAGAUGUCCUGAGCCUCAGCAACAUCUGGGCAGUCCGUGGGAUCUCUCUGGCUGUCCUCUUGGGCCUUCUGGGUAUCAACCUGGCUGGUGUGAAGUGGAUCAUCAGGCUCCAGCUCCUGCUGCUCUUCCUACUUGCUGUCUCAACACUGGACUUUGUCAUUGGGUCCUUUAUGCACCUUGAUCCAGAGUAUGGCUUCGUUGGCUACUCUGAAGAGCUCAUGUUCAACAACACACUGCCAGACUACAGCCAGGGGGAGUCCUUCUUCACUGUUUUUGGAGUGUUUUUCCCAGCUGCCACAGGUGUGAUGGCUGGGUUCAAUAUGAGCGGAGAUCUCCAGAAGCCUGCUACCAACAUCCCCCUGGGGUCUCUGGCUGCUAUUGGCACCUCGUGGUUUCUGUACAUGGUCUUUGUUUUCUUGUUGGGAGCUGUUUGUACCCGUCAGGCACUUCGCUAUGACUUCAUGAUAGCAGAAAAGGACUGGUUUUCCCCUCUGGAACACAGGGGUUUGUCUUCCUGUUUUGGAUGGUUGGAAGCCUGGGCAGCUUUUCCUGUAUCCUUGGUGGGUUUCUUGUUUUUGCUAGGGCUGUACAUCUCAUCCUUGGCCUCCUGCAUGGGAGGGCUGUACGGAGCACCCAGAAUCCUGCAGUGCAUCGCCCAGGAGAAUGUGAUCCCCAUGCUCGCCUUCCUUGGACGUGGGAAAGGACCCAACAAGACUCCAGUGGCUGCAAUUUGCUUAACAACUCUCAUCACCAUGGCUUUCGUCUUCAUUGGGCAAGUGAACGUUCUUGCUCCCAUAGUCACCAUCAACUUCAUGUUGACAUAUAUUGCUGUAGACUAUUCCUUUUUCUCAGUUUCCUUGAGCAACAAUAUUCAGCAAAAACCUGCUGAGACUCAGAUGGAAAAUGCUAAGCCUGCUCACUCUGCCCAGCCUUUAAUUUUCAACAAGUCCUCCAGCCGUGCGGUAGAUGGAAUAAUUCAAAACAGAUCAAAUGGCACCUUACUGGAAUUCGCUAAGGACAUGGACCAACUUUUUAAACCAUUUUGUAGUGAACCAGCUUCCUGCAAAAAAGGAAGAGAUGAGACUUUAACCCAAAAGGUCAAACAGAAGAAGGCUAAGAAGCCAGCCAAGCAGAUGUUAGAAGAUAGCUUUCUCCUUGAUCUCCAUCACAAUUUUCCCCCAGCUCAGUAUGGAGGGGAUGAGAUCGUGGAGCCCCACAGUGAGAGCCAGCAGGACUUGACUGAGCAGCGGCGUGACAUGCAUCCAUGCUCAUCACUUGCUGUGGACACCCAUCAGACACCCGAGCUGCUAACACGGGAGGAUCAGCUUUGCAGUGCAGCGCCUGCGCUCCCUGGCCACAUGGGAGAAGAAUCAUCUAUAAAGCAACAAAAUCCAGAGCUGGGAACUCAGCAAAUACCAGAAUCCUUCUACUCCAAAUUCUGCAACCACUGGGUUUCCUUUGCUGGUGCGAUCAUGUCCCUCGUCAUAAUGUUUGUCAUUCAAUGGAUCUACACCCUUGUCAGCCUGGGUGCAGCGGUUAUUCUGUAUUUCUACAUUGGCCAAGUGAGCCCAGGGCUCCCUCUUGGAGCAGCAGCAAAUUUCAGUUUCUUCAGCUGGAUUAAGUCAGUUUUGAUCACCUUGUGCAGGAGAAGGCCAUCUCCUAAGGAGCAGAUCGUGGUGACACCAUCGUUUGCGACAGUUGGCAUGGAGACCACGCAACUCACCGAGGAGAACACAGACUUCGCCUCACGGGACCGCUAUCACCAAUCCUCACUUAUCAGCACAGAGGAGUUUGGGAAUCAAUUCCAAUAAAGGACACGCACAAAAAAUCAAGCCAUUACUUCAAAAAGCAUUUAGAAAUGCUAAUGGUUGCCACGGUGCCUUGUGAAAUACUUGAAUAUGGAAAGGAUGUGAAUAGUUAUUUAUAUAUUUGAGGCUUGCUUGUUUAUGCAAACAACAUUGCUGGGUUUCAAAUCUUAUCCAAAAUGGGGUAAAAAAUGCAAAUUGAAAGGGCCAGUCCAGGGGAGUGAUGAGUUACUGAGGACAAUAUAAUCCUUUUAAAGAAUUCAAUUAUCAGCACUAUUGAGCUCUGAAGACCGUCACCACUAUAAAAGCUUACAACACCCCAUUUCAAAUGUCCUCUGGGUGUCUAGGGACGCUUUGUGCCUGGGAGUGGUGACCUCAGCAGCAGGAGCCAGUGCCCCACUCCCAGCUGUGCCACGGAUGAAUGCGACCUUCCAGGUCAAUUCACUUCUCCUCUUGGCAUGAAUUUGCCUGCUUGUAAUACAGUAAUUUUCUACCUCAGCAUUUCAGUUAGCAAGGUCUUAGAAAAUACGUUAAGGCAUUAGACAAUAGGCCAGCAUCAGUGAAAAGUGCAAGAAGAUUAUGAAAUAUGUUCACAACUAGAAUCAAAUCUGCACAUUUAAAUGCGGUAUUGCAGUAUAAUGACCUCUACUGUGAAACUAUGAAAUGAUGUCUUAGAAGCUGUUCACAGUGAUUUCCCGCAUCCUUUCUGAUGUGACGCCUGGGACGUGAAAACGUGGCUGAGUCUAAACAGAGCAACUCCUGGCUGAAGGGACAGAUGAUUCACAAGUGCCUUAACAAAAUACGUUUAGCCUUAUCUUUGCUAAUUUUGGUUAAAGCCCAUCCCAUAGUGAGCUCCCACAAGGAGCCAUUUCUUCUGCUGCCAUGAUUUGGAAUGUGGGAGGUUCAGCAGGGAAUGCUGCAGGAUUUCCUGCACAGACCUCAGGGCUGGUGGGUUGUAGCUGUGGGGUGGGGUCCAGUCUUGCGUGGACACCCCGUCACCAUCGCUCUGCUCCUCAGGGGGAAAAAACUCUCCAUUGAGUGCUGUCCUGCCUGCAGGCAGUGGUCGUGGCAGGGAUCAGGGGAGUGCGAUGGAGGGCUCUGUGUUGACACAAGCCCCACCAGCACAAACUGUUCUGAUGCUAAAAGGGGGAAAUUACUGUUCUUCACUUCCUCUCACCUCUGAUUGUUUCACCCUGUAGAUUAUUUAUUUCUCCUUCUGUGCAAUAAAAUCUUGAGA